Molecule: messenger RNA, 5972 nt
Organism: Aedes aegypti (yellow fever mosquito)
Lineage: Eukaryota; Metazoa; Arthropoda; Insecta; Diptera; Culicidae
Exons: 4
Coding region: 147-5810 (1887 amino acids)
Biological process (GO): regulation of transcription by RNA polymerase II
Cellular component (GO): nucleus
Molecular function (GO): DNA-binding transcription factor activity, RNA polymerase II-specific; zinc ion binding; RNA polymerase II transcription regulatory region sequence-specific DNA binding
Source: RefSeq, a predicted model, not a curated record
CAACACUUCCCAUCGGCUUGCUUUGCAAAAAAAUCGCCGAUGACAGCAGGAAGAAGACAAGCAGAGUGAAAAUUUUCAUUCUGGAUUCAUCAGUGCGAAAAAAAAGCAUCAACGAGAAGAAAUAAAGACACACCGCCCAGAACAAGAUGGACCUUUCAAUGUCCUCCUCCGCCGUCGCCACCGCGAGGGAGGAUCCAUUUGCCGCGGAGGGCAUAUUCAACCAGCAGGAUCUCCCGGUCGUGCCAAAUGACAACCCGGAGACCUACUGUCGCUUGUGUUUGACGACGCCGGACGUGGUUCCGCUUUUUCCGCCGGGGACCGACCCGAACGUGUACAUCCUGGAGCUGAUCGGGCAGUAUAUUGGCAUCGGGAUAACGAUGGAGGAUGACUUUUCCUGUGCGGUUUGCACUUCCUGCCAGUUGAUUCUGGACCAGUUUGACGUGUUCCGGCAGAAUUGCCUGAAAGUGGACAUUGCAAUCCGAAGACGAAGGCUUGGGUUGGAUCGGGUGAUCAAAGCGGAACCGCUUCCCGAUGAAGACGAGGGAGUGGAGGGGGAACUUCCGUUCGUACGGUUGGAAAACCGUGUCUAUCAGUGCCGCGUCUGUACGGAAAAGUUCCGAUCCAUGUCCCUGUUUAUGAGCCACUGCAAGGAGGAACAUCCGGAGGAGGCGAAGAUGUACAAAUGUAAACAUUGUCCCAAGUCGUUCAUGACCAAAACGGCCCGGCUUUCGCACAUCCGAUCUCACCAGCCAAGCAAUCCCGAUGGAGACCCCGGUGUGAUCCGGGUGCAGGUUUGCGAGCGCUGCAUGGAAACGUUCCAUUCGUACAAAACGCUCAAGGAACACAUCAAGGAGCAGCACUCCAAUGACCCUAAACAGGAAUCGUUGGUGUGCACUACCUGCUCGAGGCAAUUCAGCCGUAUAACAAUCCUCCGGAACCACAUUCUUCGGGUUCAUCUGGGGAAGCAGCCGCACAUGUGCAAGCAGUGCGGGGAGAGUUUUGCCUAUGCGCAGCAGUUGGCCGCCCACUUGAAGGCCGAGCAUGGUAUCUGUCCGAACGAGUUCGGGCAUUUUGACGAGGAACAGCUGGAUGACGAGGAAGGAUUGCCGCCGGUGACGGGCGGGGAGAUGGCGGCCGCGACUCAAGGCGGCGAAAUAGCGAUUAAGGAAGACCCGGAUAAAGCGGCGAACAAUUCGAUCUCGACAGCCGUCGAAGAUGCCGCCCUCAAACAGAAGAACCGCUACGCCUGCAUCGAGUGUAGCGUGAAGUGUGAGAGCCCCGAAGAACUGCGCAAUCACCGGAAGAUCCACCAGGACCCGACCUGGUGGAAGUGCAACCACUGUCGCAACUUUGUCAAGCACCAGCAAAUGCACCUGCAGAAGAAGCAUCCCACCAUCGGCGAGAACGAAAUGGAUGCCUCCUUCACGAUCCGGUACCGCUGCUGGAUGUGCCGCAUGUACUUCAAAUCGUUGUACCAGAUGGAGGUGCAUGCCAACGUUAAACAUCAGAUCCCCUUGCCGAAGAACCAUCAGGUGCCGCCGCCAUCCGAAGAACUGGAAGAAGGCGAGAUUCGACCGGAUGUGCCAUCGAUGAUACAAUCUGCGGUGCCACCGACAUCAACGCUGAUACACGCAGCCGCAGCUGGACUUCCUUCGGGCAUUCCACAACCGUUGACCGUACAACCUCCGUUGCCAUUCGCUCCGGAGCAUUUGCCAUUGUUGCUGUCCCAGCUGGAGAACGGAGCCAUGGACUAUCUCCGGGAGUUCAGCAGAUUACUCGAUCCAACCAACCAGCUCGGAUUGUCCGCACAGCUGGACAUCAAACCAAACAUUGCCGCUUUGAACGCUUCCAUGGCCAUGGAUCUCUCGGGAAGCAGUGCGCUGAACUUGUCCAAUGCUAGCCCGGCGAUGAACUCGACCGCUAACAGCGACGGUCCCUUCGAGGAUGCGGACGGUGAAAGCGAAUCCGAAGACGACACCUUCAUCCGGCUGGACAACAAAACCUACCAGUGCAAAUUCUGUCCGGAAACAUUCCGCCAUCUGCAGCUCAUCCGGAAGCACACCAAAGCGCAGCACCCUUCGGAGUGGAAGAGCUUCAAGUGUGUCCACUGCAAGCGACGUUUCCCGUCGGCACCGAUGCGUGAUAGACACGCUCACUUCCACAGCUUGAACCAUCCGUGCAAGUGCACCGAGUGUGACCAGAUGUACAGUUCCAAGAAGCGACUGGCCAAGCAUUUCGAACUCUUCCACAACAGGAAUUCCCACAGCUUUUCGAUGGAGCGCUUCAGGUGCAGCUCUUGCCCUCGAAUGUUCGUCGAGAAGAAGUAUUACGAUCUGCAUUCGAGAAUCUACCACGAGAACAAGCCACAGCGGUUGAAGAAUCUGUCGGAGAAAAUUCAGGUAUGCGAGCGGUGCAUGACGAAGUUCGAUUCGAAGGAUCAACUGGUGGAACACAUCCGGCAGAAUCACCGCGGUGAUCCUCCUCUGAAGAACUGUAUUUGCACAACGUGCCACAAGGAUCUGAAGACAGUUACACUGCUCAGGAUCCAUAUCAUGGUGGUCCACAUGGGUAUCAGUCCAUUUGUGUGCCAGCACUGUAGCGCCGAUUUCCCCUCGCGCCACUGGCUCUUGAAGCACAUGGAGAAAGAACAUUCCGAGAUCGCUUUGUUCAAGUGUCCGACCUGUGACGAUUCCUUCACUACCGAAGCAAGGCUGAUCGAACACAAGGACAAAGUCCACGCAGAACUAGAAACGGUGUUCGAUGCGGAAACAGGCAUGACCUUGUACCCAUGCACCAAGUGUGAGAAGAAACUCCCAUCAAAGGAUUUCCUGGAGAAGCAUCUGAUCAAAGCUCAUCCAUCGUUUAUGCUAAUGUACAAAUGUCCUCUUUGCAAUCAACCUAUUCGCUACCGGAAGCAGCAUAUGCGUGUCCAUCACGACAUCGAAUACAACCCCAAAGAGCACCCGUAUCAGGUCCGCUACAAGUGUCACUGCUGUUCGAAGAUGUUCCAGCAGAAGCGAAACAUGCUGGCUCAUCAGAACUCAUUGGCUCACCAGUGCAGUCGCUGUCAGAUGCGAUUCAAAUCGAAGAAGAACCUCUCGGCACAUAUGGCAGCUCAUCGGACGAACAAGUCGCUCAAAUGCGAAGACUGCGGGCUGGACUUUGGCUAUCGGGCCAGGUUGGACACGCACCGUGAGCGCUAUCAUAGUCCCAACUCGACGCAGGUCCUCAAAAUCAUCAACUGUCCGUACUGUCCGAAGUUGUUCAUCAGUCCGAGCAACCGGGAGCGACACAUCGCGGCCAACCAUGUGCAGAGCGAUUUCAAGGUCAAUUGCAACCACUGUCCGGUGCAGGUGACGGACACGGGCACGCUCAGGAAGCACUACAAGGCCGUCCACCCGGAAGAGCGCGUCACCUUCAAGUGUCCGGGUUGCGAGAGAUUCUACCUGAAUUUGUCUAGCUUUAAGGAUCACUACAAGAAGCACAAGGAAGACGCGGACAAGAGCACGAACAGCACGGUGGAUGGGUCGGACGCGGAAGGCGAGAAGAGUGCCGACGACAAGGCAGUGAAGGUCAAAAAGGAAGUGCAGGACGAGGAUGUUGAGAAGGAAAUGGGUGGGGUGGGCAAUUCAGGGCAGGAGCCGAAGGUGGAAGUCAAGCGUGAAGUUGAAAAUGGUGAGGCGAUCGAGGGAAGCCAAGGAGCAGAGGAAGGUAUUAAGGAUGAUUCAAUAAAAGUGGAUGAAGCGAAAAUGGAGAAUGCGACUGAGGUUAAGACCGAAAACGUACAAAACGGUGAAGUAGCAAAUGUGGGUGGCUCAGAUGAUAAGGCCAAGGAGGAAGCAAUGCUUGUGGAGGAGACAGAGAAGACUACCGUCGAAGAGAAACAGGAAUCCAGUAAAGAAGGCGAACAACAGUCGAAAGAUGCUGAAACUGGGCCAGAAAAGGUUGAUGGAAAUUCGGUCGAGGAUGCGGGGUUGACAGACAAAGCUGAAUCAAUGCUCGUAGAUGAAUCGAAAGCAGAUGAGAAUGUGAUCCCACAAGGGUCGACGAAACAAUUGGAGGCAGAUGAAGAGGGGAAGAUGACAGUCGAGGAUUCUAACAUUGAAGGCAAGGACAAGCCCUUAGAAGAAGAAAAAGUGGCUCCUGAACAAACAGAACCCAUCGUGUUGUCUGAUUCAAGCGAAUCUAAAACAGAACCCAUCGUGUUGUCUGAUUCAAGCGAAUCGAAUGACGUGGAAAUGGUUCAAAGAUCAGACAAGAAGGCGAUCAAUCAAGACAUGCCCACAAAACCCUCAGAAGAUUCAGAAGAAUCCAGCGAGAAAUUAGAAUCAGCAAAUGAAGUCGCUAAAGAAGUGAUCUCGGAACCGGCAUCGCCUACUGAAAAACCUUCGCAAGAGAAACAAGAGAUCGUUGACGAAGCGAAAGGUGAUACAUCUGAUGGAGAUGCAACGCAGAUGGAGCAAAAUAAUGAUAAAGCAAUUGCGAGCGGCGUGGAACAGAAAGCCUCUGGGGAAAUGAAGGAACAAUCUACAGAGAAAACUGCAGCGGUUACCGACGACAAACCGACUGUUGAAGCGCCGAAGACGAAAGACACAUUGGAAGCUGGAGAAUCGUCACAAGAAUUCAGCACAGCUGCAACUCAAGAUGCGCCGGGCAAGGCAGAAACGGCAUUAGAGCAAGAAUCAGUAUCAGAAGUUAAGUUACCUGUCGAGGAAGUCAAAUUAGAACAAGUUGAAAAAUCAUCAGACACAUCUUCCCAAAAGAAUCCUAUCCCUGAAGACAACCAGGAGAAAUUGGAACAAACUCCUCCAUCGGAAGUGAAGGAAACGGAAGACAAAUCAGUCAGCGAAGAAGAACCCCAGCUCGAUCAAAAGACACCGGUCGGGGAAGCGACUUCGGGCGAACCAGUCAAUGAGUCAGAAUCGGCUGAAGCACAGUCAAAACAAGGAAUAGCUUUAGGAAGCGAUGUAGUAUUAGGCGAAACUGCUACGGUAAGCGAUGCACCGCAGGUAGAAACUAUGAGUGAUAAGAAUGAAAACGAAGUCAAUGACGGGGAGUUGGCGGAACAGAGUGCAACGGAAACUGCUCCGCAGCAGAAGAAUGUCGAUCCAGGGAAGAUAGAACCAAAAGAAGCAGACGUGCCAUCGGUUGAUGAACAGCGGGAUGAAGAGGAACCUCCAAAGCCAUCAGAAAAGGUUGAAACAUCCGAGCAAUCGGAAUCGAAACGAGUUGAUGAAUGUGAAGAGAGAGCGGUACCAUCUGAGGAACCAGGCCAUUCCGCACCGGAAGAGAAACAAGAAUCUCCAGAAAACCCCGAGGAACCCCAGGAGGUGCCAAGCCCUUCCGAGGAAAACAGCAAAGACGAAACAGCCGCGUCGGAAGAUGCUCGCUCGGGCAAUAAUUCCCCUACAUCGACCGCUGUCGAUUCGCCGUACACGAUCGUGGAAUCGUCCAACGAAGCAUCGGAGAUCUCCGAGACGUCCUCGGUCAAGUCGGAGCGAAGUACUCUGAAGCGGAAAUCAGCACCCCCAAGCGAGAAGCGCCGCAUCUCGACGCGUAAUAUGCUCACGCGCAAGAAGCGUCUGAUGGUACUGCUGGAUCCGGCCGACGUCGACAAACUGGUGUCACUGAGCCGGACCAAUUCGCCCUCGCCGUCGUUGAAGCGGGUUGGCCGGAAAGGGUCCGUUUCGACCAGGGGAUCAAGCAGCGAGUCGCAACCGACCGGGAACGAUGACCAAAUGCCCGCCAAGAGGUUGCGACGGGAGCGGAGGACCCCCAACACGGAGGGCGGCUUGGCAGGAGGUUCGUAAGUAUUCAAAGAAUAUUCUAUUCUACGCGUAAAUAUAGAGAUAUUGUGUUAGUAGUAUAUGUCGAAUUUCGUCUCAAGAAGUUUACUAUAAAUGUAGUCCCCCUUCGUAUUGUAAUGGUACCCCAUUAUAUCAAUAAACCGAUUAAGUGUGGUGAAAGCUGCA